UUAACUUGAUUAUUCUUGCCGAUAACAUGCUACCAUUGCUUUCUCAGUGCUUUUUCUAUGAUUUGUAAAUAAAUUAGGAAAGUUAUCAUAUGAUGACUUAACCAUAAGAGUUCUUGAUCGUGUUCACUGUGUAUGUACAUCAUGUUGAAAUCGGCAGUGUUAUUUUUGACUUUGUCAUUUGUUUUAUUCAAAUUAUAUUCAAGAUAUAUCAGCAUCACCAUUGAUUUACCAGAUGAAGAAUAUGACUUCAUAAUUGUUGGAGGAGGAUUGACUGGAUCUGUUAUUGCUCGUCGACUGACUGAUAAUACCUCAUUCAAAGUACUAAUACUGGAAGCAGGUCCUGAAGAUGGCUACGAUCCGUUUGUGAACAUUCCUCUUCUUGGUCCUUUAAACGUUGGAAUAUGGAAUGAUUGGAAAUUUAAAUCUGAAAGCCAGUCAGCAUCUUUACAUAUGAAAACUGAUAAUGUUGAACAUCUAGCCAGGGGAAAACUUCUUGGUGGUACCAGCUCUAUUAAUUUUCAAUAUUAUAUGAGAGGAAGUCCAUCAGAUUAUGAUUCCUGGGAGUCUGAAGGAAAUGUUGGAUGGGGAUUUGGAAGUGUUUUGAAAUAUUUUAUCAAAUCAGAAACAUCAAAUCAUUUUUAUCCUAUUGAUGAGCGAUAUCAUGGGCAUGAAGGACCUUUACACGUUACGCAUAGUGAAAAGAUUGGAAUGUCUGAUGUUUUCCUUAAUGCUGCAAAAGAAACUGGAUUAGAUUAUGUUGUUGAUCACAAUGCCAAGGAUAUUAUUGGAGCAGCAGUUAUACAAACAUCGGCAAAGAGAGGACUUCGACAAAGUGCUUCUACAUCAUACUUGCGAUCUAUUGCACACCUUAGGCGAGAUCGUCUUCACAUUGUAGCUGAUGCCCAUGUAACAAAAAUUCUGAUCAAAGAGAGAGAAGAUGGAAUUAAAUCGGCUUCAGGAGUUGAAUUUAUUAAAAAUGGAAAAACAAUUUCUGUGAAUGCUAAAAGAGAAGUUGUAUUGAGCGCAGGUGUGUUUGGUACUCCACAAAUAUUAAUGUUGUCUGGCAUUGGACCGGCCAAACAUUUGCUAGAACAUGGAAUCAGUGUUGUGAAAGAUCUCCCAGGAGUUGGUUCAAAUUAUCAAGACCAUAUGUUCGCACCGGUUUAUUUUCAUGCCAAAAAUUUAUCAUUUGGUGACACAGCAGGGAUAAAAGAGAUUUUAUACAAUUUUCCUGGAUGGUUGUGGAAGGGAAGCGGCCCUUUAGGAAAUACUGGGGGUGUAUUCGCAAACUUGAAAUUUGACAAAUUGGAAAGAAAAAAAACUCCGGAUUUUCAAGCAAUAGUGAUACCUGCAGAGGCGGACACUUUCUUAUUUCGAUUGUUAAUUUCAAAUUACUUAUAUAAAGACAAUAUUUUCGAGGAAGAGAUUGAGAGCGAAACGAGAGAGGAAUGGUGUGCUUUUUUCAUUUUUCAUUCACUCUGUUUUACUACACCCUAAAAGUAAAGGUACUGUGGGAUUGAGGUCUUCAAGUCCAUUCAGUAAGCCGAAAAUCAAUCCUAAUGUUCACUCUCAUCCUGAUGAUCUAGAAACAAUGAUUAAAGGCAUGGAAUGGAUUAGUAACUUAACAACUACUGCAGCAUUUCGUAAAAUAGGAGCAGAAGUUGUUCCUUUAGUGUCAAAAUGUAGGAAAGAGAAGCCAGGCUCAUAUGCAUUUAACAAAUGUCUUGCAACUGGUGAGGCUAUGUUAUUUCAUGGCUGUUGUUCAGCUAAGAUGGGAAGAUUUGAAGACACAGAAGCUGUCGUCGAUCCACAGCUCAGAGUUUAUGGAGUGGACCGCCUACGGAUAGCUGAUGCUUCAAUUAUGCCUCAUCAGAUAUCUGCUGCUCCGCAGGCAACAUGUUACAUGAUUGGCGAAAAAGCUGCAGAUCUAAUUAAGGAAAGCAAUCCAUGAUUUAGAUAUAUUCGUUACUUUUGAAAAAUUGAAAAUCAAUAUAAUUUGUGCAAUUGUCUUGAAUGAUUGUACAUAACCAGA
This is a messenger RNA of Styela clava, 2032 nucleotides long. RefSeq names its product L-sorbose 1-dehydrogenase-like. The record is from RefSeq and is a predicted model, not a curated record. Lineage: Eukaryota; Metazoa; Chordata; Ascidiacea; Stolidobranchia; Styelidae. Gene Ontology annotation, molecular function: flavin adenine dinucleotide binding; choline dehydrogenase activity. Gene Ontology annotation, cellular component: mitochondrial inner membrane.